CCCCCUCCCUUCCCUCGUUUUCCCAUCUGCGCCGACUUCCCCACUCCCCUCGGAGGGAAAGAACCCCAGCACUCUUAUCCCUCGUCCUCCCCCUUCUUCCACCCAUCCAGCCAUAAAAAAAGAAAGAAAGGCGAGGAGCAAGAAAAGCAAAAGCAAAAGGACUCGCCAUUCCACCAAAAAGAAACACUUUCUCCUGGAAAAGAAGAAGACAGCGAGAGAUAUAGUCUCGAGGAAGGCAUGGGGAUCGGAGGCAGAAGUACCCACGAGUCUUCGCCGCUUAAUGCCAGAGCUCAGAUCGUUCGAAAAUGUCGGAAAUCGUGCCCGAAGGCCCCUCCCACCGGCCGAUCCGGCCCUCCUCCACGCGGUGCCUCUGGCGGCCGUCGAGGGACCCGGACUACGUACCGGAGCCCUUCGACAGCGAGAAGCUGCCUUCCACUCUACUGACCGAGAUCCGGCCCUUCCUUCGCGUCGCCAACCAGAUUGAGAGCGAGUCUCCUCGCGUUGCCUACCUCUGUCGUUUCCAUGCUUUUGAAAAGGCACACUUGAUGGAUCCUCAUUCAAGUGGACGAGGUGUUCGACAGUUAAAAACUUCACUUCUUCAGCGUCUUGAAAAGGACGACAAAGCCACUGUACGGGAGGGAAAACAUGAUGCUAAAGAGCUGAAAUCAUUCUUGAAUAGAAAAAAAUUGAUGAAUCAACAUGAUAUUGCAUCUGUUCUGUCUGAAGUUUUGAAGGCUGUUGCAUCUGGAGCCUGUCCUGAGAUCCUUGCUGCUGGUGAAGAAAUUGAAGAAAAGUCAGGUUCAUAUCGUCCAUAUAAUAUUCUUCCGCUUGAUUCUAGAGGUGGUCAGCAAGCAAUUAUGCUUCUACCAGAGAUUAAAGCUGCAGUUUCUGCUGUCCGUAACAUACGAGGUCUUCCCUUAGCAAGUACUCAUCAGGAAACAGGUGCCUAUGCAGAUAUACUUGAAUGGCUUCAAUGCUGGUUUGGAUUUCAGAACGGAAAUGUAGCAAAUCAGCGGGAGCAUCUAAUUUUGUUGCUUGCUAAUAUACAUGCUAGAUUGUAUCCAAAGCCUGCAUCCAUGAUGAAGCUUGAUGAUAGAGCUGUGAAUAAACUGAUGCUGAAAAUAUUUAAAAAUUACUUGAACUGGUGCAAAUUUUUGGGCCGAGAAAGCAACAUUUGGUUACCAUCUGUGAAGCAGGAAGUACAACAGUAUAAAAUAUUGUAUAUUGCUCUUUAUCUUCUUAUUUGGGGGGAGGCUUCAAACUUGCGGCUCUUGCCAGAGUGUCUGUGUUACAUAUUUCAUCAUAUGGCAUAUGAGGUACGUGGAGUGUUAACUGGUGCUGUUAGCAUAAACACUGGAGAAAAAGUUGUACCUGCAGGUGGAGGAGAAUGUGAAUCUUUUCUUAAUAAUGUAGUUACUCCAAUAUACAGGGUCAUAUAUGAGGAAGCUCAAAAGAACCAAAAUGGGACUGCUGACCAUUCUACAUGGAGAAAUUAUGAUGAUCUGAAUGAGUAUUUCUGGUCUGUUGAUUGUUUCAAGCUUGGUUGGCCUAUGCGUCUUGACAAUGACUUCUUUUGUACAUUGUCUUCUACUAAAAGUGAACAACCUAAGCAUGACACUCAGGCUGCUACAAAUACAUCUUGUCAGCAGAAAUGGUUGGGGAAGACAAAUUUUGUAGAAAUUCGAUCAUUUUGGCACAUUUUCAGAAGCUUUGAUAGGAUGUGGACAUUUUUUGUACUUGCACUCCAGGUAAUGAUAAUUAUGGCAUGGCAUGACCUGGAAACUCCUCUUCAGUUGCUUGAUCCAAUGAUCUUUGAGGAUCUUUUGAGCAUUUUUGUAACUAACGCAGUUCUGAGGCUCAUACAAGUGACUCUAGACAUUGCUUUUACAUGGAAAGCAAGACACACAAUGAACUUUAAUCAGAAACUAAGAUUCCUGGUCAAGUUUUUUAUUGCUGCUGCAUGGGCUGUCACCCUUCCAGUUUCUUAUGCCAGUUCACAUGGAGAUUCUCUCUGCCACACCAAACAUCCUGAAAGCAAUAUUUAUAUUUUUUGUUGGUCACCAUAUAUGAUUGUCGUUGCAGUAUACUUGGUGACCAAUGUAAUUGGGGUGGCAUUAUUUUUUGUUCCUGUGGUUAGCAGCUACAUUGAAACCUCAAAUUCGUGGGUGUGUAACAUUCUGUCAUGGUGGGCUCAACCUCGACUGUACAUUGGACGAGGGAUGCAAGAAGGCCAAGUAUCUCUUCUAAAGUAUACAAUAUUCUGGGUGAUUUUAUUGUCAAGCAAAUUUUCAUUCAGCUACAAUUUUGAGAUAAAGCCACUUGUAGAACCCACGAAACAAAUAAUGAAAGUCAGUGUAAACGAAUAUGAUUGGCAUGAGCUAUUUCCAGAAGUUAAAAGCAAUGCUGGUGCAAUUCUUGCUGUGUGGUCCCCAAUUAUUCUGGUCUAUUUCAUGGACACACAAAUAUGGUAUUCUAUAUUUUGCACAAUAUUUGGUGGAAUUUAUGGCAUUGUUCAUCAUCUGGGUGAGAUUCGUACAAUGGGAAUGGUGAGAACUAGAUUUGACUGCUUGCCAUCUGCAUUUAAUGUUUUUCUUGUACCUCACUCAUCACAAAAUGCAAAUAAGAGGUCUUUCAGAAGCUUCUUGCAAAACAACAUUUUUAAGGAUUCAAAAAUUGAAAGGAAUGAUUUUGCUAGAUUUGCUUUAGUUUGGAAUCAUAUCAUCCGUAGUUUCCGUAUGGAGGACUUAAUAAGCAACAGAGAGAUGGAUUUGAUGAUCAUGCCACUGUCAUCAGGCUUGACUUCUGGCCCUGUGCGGUGGCCCUUGUUUCUCUUAGCUAGUAAGUUUUCAACAGCAGUGAACAUGACUCGAGAUUUUGUUGGAAAGCAUGAGCACCUCCACCGAAAAUUAAAAAAAGAUAAUUACAUGUUCUGUGCUGUUAAGGAGUUUUAUGACUCAGUAAAGAGUAUCUUCAAGUUUCUUGUUGUUGGUGAACUUGAAAUAAGGAUUGUGGAUACCAUUUUCAAUGAAAUUGAAAGAAGUAUCAGAAAUUCAAGCCUCCUCGUGGAUUUUAAGAUGCAUGAACUGCAAACUCUACGUGAUAAAUUUGUCCAACUAGUUAAAUUACUGUUUGAGAAUGAUAAAGAUCAUUGGGAUAAAGUAGUCAUAUUACUUCAAGAUAUUGUUGAAAUCUUGAUCAAUGAUAUGAUGGUAGAUGGCCGCAGGAUAUUGGAUAUGAUUAAUUGUUCUCAAAUCAUGAAGUGGAAUGAUGAUGGCCUAUUAAGAGAUCAUGAACCAGAGUUGUUUGCAUCAAAUGCCCCGAACUCUUCUAUACGUUUCCCGCUUCCAGAUGAUGGCCUACUGAAGGAACAGGUUAAACGACUAUUUUUGCUGCUUACUGUCAAUGAAACAGCUAUGGAUAUUCCUACUAACUUAGAGGCUCGACGGCGCAUCUCGUUUUUUGCAACUUCUCUUUUUAUGGAUAUGCCUGUUGCUCCCAGAGUUCGCAAUAUGUUGUCAUUUAGUGUGAUGACUCCAUACUUUCUUGAAGAAGUUAAUUUUUCAGAGGAGGAGCUUCAUUCAAGUGAAGAUGGGGUAUCCAUCUUAUCUUAUAUGCAAAAGAUAUACCCAGAUGAGUGGAAAAACUUCCUGGAACGUUUAGGUACUAAGGUGACCAAUGAUGAAGUUCGAUAUUGGGCUUCUUUCCGUGGGCAAACACUAAGUCGCACAGUUCGAGGAAUGAUGUACUAUAGAGAAGCAAUAAGGUUACAAGCAUUUCUUGACAGGGCCAGUGAUAAUGAUAUUCAUAGAGAAAAUAUUGCCAUUGAACGAGAAUACAAUAAGAAGAACAGCCAACAAUCAUUGUUUGCCCAAUUUGAUGCACUGGCAGACAUGAAAUUCACAUAUGUCAUGUCUUGUCAAAUGUUUGGAGAACAAAAGUCUUCUGGUGAUCCACAUGCUCAAGAUAUUAUUGAUUUGAUGAUAAGGUUUCCAUCUUUACGUGUUGCCUACAUUGAAGAGAAAGAAGAAAUAGCAGACAGUAAGCCUCACAAGGUUUAUUAUUCAGUUUUGGUUAAAGCAGGCAAUAAUCUGGACCAGGAGAUAUAUCGUAUCAAGCUUCCUGGUUGUCCAAUUAUUGGGGAGGGGAAGCCUGAGAACCAAAAUCAUGCAAUUAUUUUUACUCGGGGUGAAGCCCUCCAGACAAUUGACAUGAACCAAGACAACUAUCUAGAAGAAGCCUGUAAAAUGAGAAAUGUUCUUCAAGAAUUUCUUAAAAAUCAUGGAGAGCACCACCCAACUAUACUUGGGCUUAGAGAACACAUAUUCACUGGAAGUGUUUCAUCUCUUGCUGGGUUUAUGUCUUAUCAAGAGGCUAGCUUCGUCACCAUUGGACAGCGGUUUCUCGCAAAUCCCCUCAGGGUACGAUUUCAUUAUGGUCAUCCAGAUGUGUUUGAUAGGGUAUUUCACAUAACAAGAGGUGGCAUAAGCAAAGCAUCUAAAACUAUCAAUUUGAGCGAGGAUAUAUUUGCAGGAUAUAAUUCCACACUGCGUCGCGGAUGUAUAACUUAUAAUGAGUACAUGCAAGUUGGCAAAGGACGUGAUGUUGGUCUCAACCAGAUUUCCAAGUUUGAAGCUAAAGUAGCAAAUGGAAACAGUGAACAAACCCUGAGCCGGGACAUUUACCGCCUUGGGAGACGCUUCGACUUUUUUCGAAUGCUUUCUUGUUAUUUCACCACAGUUGGCUUUUACUUCAACAGCCUAAUAUCAAUACUCGGGGUUUAUAUUUUUCUCUAUGGGCAGCUAUACUUGGUUCUUAGUGGAGUGGAGAAAGCGCUGCUUGCUGAGGCUCAGAUGCAUAACAUAGAAUCUUUAGAGACAGCUCUCGCAUCUCAGUCUUUCCUGCAACUAGGUCUUCUGACAGGAUUACCAAUGGUGAUGGAGCUUGGUUUGGAGAAAGGAUUUCGUUUGGCCUUGAGUGAUUUUAUUCUCAUGCAAUUGCAGCUAGCAUCUGUCUUUUUCACAUUUUCCCUCGGAACAAAGGCCCACUAUUUUGGUCGAACAAUCCUUCAUGGCGGUUCUAAGUACAGACCAACAGGCCGCAGAUUUGUAGUUUUUCAUGCAAGUUUUGCUGAAAAUUAUCAACUAUACUCUCGCAGCCACUUUGUUAAAGGAUUUGAAUUGCUUUUCCUCUUGAUUGUUUAUAAUAUGUUUAGGAAAUCUUAUGAGAGCAGUAUGGUAUAUUUCAUGGUCACAUUCUCCACAUGGUUCAUGGCUGCGACAUGGUUGUUCGCUCCUUUCCUUUUUAAUCCUUCUGGGUUUGUCUGGCAGAAGAUUGUGGAAGACUGGACAGAGUGGAACAAGUGGAUGAAGAAUCAGGGGGGUAUAGGAGUACAGCCUGACAAGAGCUGGGAAUCAUGGUGGAAUGCUGAACAUGCUCAUCUCAGGCACUCAGGGCUGAGUUCUAGAAUUCUCGAAGUACUUCUCUCCCUACGCUUCUUCAUUUAUCAAUAUGGACUAGUUUAUCACCUUGAUAUAUCUCAAGAUAAUAAAAAUUUCAUGGUCUAUGUGCUUUCUUGGCUUGUUAUUGUUGCUGUCUUUAUAUCAGUUAAGGCUGUAAAUGAGGGGCAUCGGUGUCUUAGUACAAAUUAUCAUCUUCUGUUCAGGUUUUUAAAACUGUUGCUAUUCCUGGGUGUGAUAGCUUGCAUGGUUACUCUUUCAAGUGUAUGCAAACUCUCUAUCACGGAUUUGAUUGUAUGCUGUCUUGCAUUUCUGCCCACUGGUUGGGGACUGUUGUUGAUUGUGCAAGUUUUGAGGCCCAAUAUAGAAAGGUAUGGAAUAUGGGAGCCUAUCCGAGUUAUUGCUCAAGCCUAUGACUAUGGAAUGGGUUCUUUGCUUUUUGCACCUAUAGCAGCAUUAGCAUGGAUGCCUGUCAUCUCAGCCAUUCAAACUCGUGUUCUUUUCCACCAGGCAUUUUACCGGCAGUUGCAAAUUCAACCAAUUCUUGCUGCAAAAAGGAAACAUAGGUAAAUCAAGGCUUGAUGCGGUUGCCAUUCAAGGCUGUCAAUGUCUUUCUUGUUAAGUAUUCCUUGUAAUUUAUCUUCACACUCUGCAUCCUUUCAUGAAAGUACUGUUCUUAAGUUAGGCUCUGCAUGCAUCAUGAAGCGCUUGCUUAGAUGGUAGCACCUCUUGCUUGGCAAGAGGCCAGGUUUUUGAUUUGUAGUGGCAUUGAUUUGUAAUGGCUAUAGGACGGUGGGCCGGCAUUAGCCUCUUUUUCUUUGAAGUACGGGGGAAAAUGUUUUUUGCUUGAUCAGAAAUGUAGUUAGAAAUUCAAUGAAUUCGGUGCAUAUGAGAGGUGGCAAAUGGCCAUAAAUUACAAGAUUUGGAGCAUUCUAACUAGUAUGUUUGCGAGAGUGGUUCUAAUUCUAUAUAAUUAUUAUCUUGGGGUUUAAUUGAAAUUUCAAUUAAGUGUAGUCUUGUUUAAGCAUAGGUGAUCUUUUUAACAAGCUAGAUUAGCAUGCAUGAUUUCAUCUCUUCGAACACUUUGUAGUAUGCUGAUGCUUGGAACAAUGUUGUCUAGCGAACAAUGUAGAUAAGAAUAUGCCUUUGGUUCCGCCGGAUGAUGGCAACGCCCGGCGGGAGGCCAGCCGGCUUGGAAAAGGCCGGAGGCGUAGAA
Molecule: messenger RNA, 6672 nt
Organism: Elaeis guineensis (African oil palm)
Lineage: Eukaryota; Viridiplantae; Streptophyta; Magnoliopsida; Arecales; Arecaceae
Product: putative callose synthase 8
Biological process (GO): (1->3)-beta-D-glucan biosynthetic process
Cellular component (GO): 1,3-beta-D-glucan synthase complex; plasma membrane
Molecular function (GO): 1,3-beta-D-glucan synthase activity
Source: RefSeq, a predicted model, not a curated record